UAUGGCCGCUGCAAAAAGUAUUUUAAAAAAUUGCCGCCUGCCGUAAACGGGCAGAUUAUUAUUUCUUGCAGUUGCAGAAACAGUCGUAGAGCGAAGUAUCUAGCGAGCGGUCGAGCUGUUGCUCGUUAUUUGGAGGCUGAAUUCGUUUUUUCACCCAGGACAAAAAAUGCCUAAGGUUGUUGUGAAAUACUUCGAAGCGAAAGCCCUUGGUGAGCCCAUCAGGCUUCUUCUCGCGUACGGAGGACAGGAGUUUGAAGACAAAAGAAUACCCUUUGAUCAGUGGCCCUCCCACAAACCAACGACUCCCUUUGGCGCAAUGCCAAUUCUGGAGAUAGACGGCAAGCAGUACGCACAGAGCUUCGCGAUUGGCCGCUACCUCGGCCGCAAGUACGGGCUCGUCGGCGACGACGCAGAACAGGACUUCGAGAUCGACCAAAAUGUCGACUUCGUGAACGAUAUAAGAGCCAAGGCAGCGGUUGUUCAGUACGAACCGGACGCGGACAUAAAGGCGAAGAAACACGCGGAAAACGUGAAGAAUCUGUAUCCAACGCUUUUGAACAAACUCGACGAAAUUAUCAAGAAGAACAACGGACACAUCGCCGCUGGCAAGUUAACCUGGGCUGACUUCGUCUUCGCGGGCAUGUUCGACUACCUGAAGAUGAUGCUGCAAAUGCCAGACCUGGAGAAGCAGUACCCGAGCUUCCAGCAGGUCGUGGACGCGGUGUACACCAUACCGCAGGUGAAGGCCUUCAGCGACAAGGCGCCCAAGUGUACCGCAUAAUUUUUAUAGACUUUAGGCCAUAGACUAUCCGGGGCAUUUGAAAAUUUUCAAUGUAUGAUAUUUCGUU
Colias croceus (clouded yellow) is the source of this 848-nucleotide messenger RNA. RefSeq names its product glutathione S-transferase 2-like. NCBI's taxonomy places the organism in Eukaryota, Metazoa, Arthropoda, Insecta, Lepidoptera, Pieridae. The record is from RefSeq and is a predicted model, not a curated record. The transcript is spliced from 5 exons. Gene Ontology annotation, molecular function: glutathione transferase activity. Bases 167 to 781 code for a protein of 204 amino acids. Gene Ontology annotation, biological process: glutathione metabolic process.